AAAAAAAUUGGGAAAAACACAAAAUUCCGCACAAGACUAUAAUAAUACAACUAGAAACUUAACUGUGACAUAAAUAAAAAAAUAACAACAAAUUUUAAAAAUAACUAAAUACAAUAAUAAAACCAAUUGCAAAAUAAUUGCAAUAAACUUGAUGCGUUUGCGUUGAGUGAAAAUUGCAGUGUGUACAACAAAUACGGAACGAAAUAAACUACAUUUUUAAAGUCCCAUAGACGUUUGUAAAGCUUUAAGCUGGCUCUCAAAAUACGCAAGAAUCUCACCUAUAACUCAUCCACAUCCUCAUCAUCCACCCCAUCAAACAUCGCUCACGCAACCACAUCGGCUAGUGAUCCUGAAAUCACCCUAUCAUCCUUAUCAUCUGCCCUCUUACCGGCAUCAUUGCUGAGUACGACAUUUCAGAAUCUCAUACCAUACGCCAUUGCAGGCAUAGCGCCGGGACCGCAUAAUCUGCUGCCACCACCACCGCCGCCCUUGCCACCAACAUCGUCACUGUCGUCACUGCCAACGACGCCAGCGACUUCGAGCUGCGGCCCCAACACUGGUAUUAGCAGUGCCGAUUCCAGUCCACACACAACAGUUCCAACGCACACAGCCAUGGGUGGCCCACACCCGCCAUUGCCGACCAUCGAGGGUCAGACAUAUUGUUUACGUUGGAAUAAUCACAAAUCAAAUCUUGUCGAGAUUCUUGAUGCUCUAAUUAAGGUCGAGAGCUAUGUGGACUGCACAAUUGUUGUGGAUGACCAGGUGCAUUUCAAAGCGCACAGGGUUGUUCUAGCCGCCAACUCGCCAUAUUUCCAGGCCAUACUGCAGGAUGUACCCAUGGAUCAUUGCAGCAUUAUAUUUCCCGGUGUCAAGGCGUUCGAAAUGCGUGCACUACUGGAUUACAUGUACACCGGUGAAGUGAAUGUAACGCAGAGUCAGAUACCGACUAUAAUGCGUAUUGCCGAGGAGCUGGAGGUGAAAGGACUGUUCGAUAUGGCCGAUCUGAAGGAGAAAUUCAACAAACUGAGCGAAGAACAUGCGGAUCGUGCCAGUCACGGUUACCCGUAUGCAGCAGCCAGUACUUCGAGUCUAACAGCACCGUAUGCCAUGGCUACAAGUUCGUCCUCUGCACAGGGUGUACACAAUGGCAAGGAUCACCAUGCCGCCGAUUUACCAAUACCUUCACAACACAAUUCCUCAUCCGUGAUCUCAACGUCAUCGCACAUAUCACCAUCAGCUGCAGCUACGAGCACGUCCUCGCCACCCUACACAAAUUAUAAAUCGCCAUAUACCAAUCUGUAUUCCAAAUCCCCCGGUCCCUCCAAUGGUGGUGCACCCACUGGGAAUGGAUCUGGCUUAGGACAAACAAAAUCUGCCAAUACACCACAGACACCAACACAUUCACAAGCUCAGGCGCCAAAUGCAGAUCAUGCACAAUGGCCGUUAUCGCCGUCGGCAGCUGUCGGUAUGUUGGGUUCAGUCUAUGACUCUGUCCCCGACAAUCCACUCAAACGUAAAAAGCUCUCGUCAAUGACUUCAAUGCUAAUGAAUCGCGACACCCCCAUUUUACGCAACGUCUUGGCCCAAGCUAAUCCCGCCGACUCAUCUCAGCCAAUAUCAUUCUCAAUGCCCGCUGCCAGCAAAGCCGACAACAAAUCGAAUACCGACAAAAACUCACCACAUGGCGGACAUAACAAUAAUCAUGGUCAACAUUUUAACGGCACCGAAUAUGGCAGUGAUAAGAAAUAUCACGAUGAACCACAUUCGCCUUACACAGAUCGCUCGUUUGAUGACGACGGUUAUGAUGCCAAGGGAAAUUAUGGUGGCGGAUUCAGCUCUAACGCGAACCAGAAACCCGAAUGGAAACGCUAUAAACAAUACACACGCAGCGAUAUCAUGUCCGCCAUUCAAUGUGUACGGGAAGGUAUGAGCGCACUGCAAGCCUCACGAAAAUUCGGUGUACCGUCACGCACACUCUACGACAAAGUCAAGAAGUUGGGUAUAACCACCGGUCGUCCCAUGAAUCGCACCAUGAAACGUAGUCCGAGUAAUGUGGACUCAACCGCUGCCUUCUCCUAUCCACACGGUUAUGGCGCCGAGCCCUUAAUGUCAUCAAUGCAUGAAGGACGCAGUGAUGAACGCGAGCCAAAAGACCACCACCGCACCGAACAUCAUCACAUGCCACCACAAUUGCCGCAUUCGCUGCUGGAUCACGCAUUGCUACAGCAGGCGUUGGAGAGUCGUGGCGGAGACAUUGCAGGACGCGGUGCACUAUUGCUAGCAGCUGCAGCGCACGCCGCCGCCAACCGUAUCUCAACCAGCCCCGGACCUAACGGUUCCAGCGCCAUGCGUUCGCCCAGUCCACCGAAUUAUGGUCGUAAAUACGGACGUGGUGGAAGUGAGCAAGAUUACGCCAUGGAACGGGACGGACGCAGACGUGAACGCGGCAGAGAACGCGAUAUGGAUGGCAGUCGGGAAAAUGAACGACGCAUGCUGGAGCAUGAGUUAGAACAUGAGCGUGAGCUGGCGAGUGAAAGCGAACGCGAACGCGAGUAUGAGCGUGAACAGCGCGAAGAACGCGAAAGUGAAAGGAAGCGUGCGCGCGAAUACGAGCGCGAACAUGAGCGUGACAUGGACCGCGAGCAUGCACGUAGUCGUAAACGUGCCAGCCGACGACGCUCGCACGACGAUGAGGAAACUAACGGCCAAGUUGAAGAUCUGUCUGUAGCGCGCCGCCAAUGCAUAUCGCCAGCACCCAACUCAGUGUCACCACACAGGCGAACGCGUUCACCAUCCUACUCACCGCCACCAGCACCACCAGCAACACAACCGGCAGCGCUCGAUUGCGGCAGUGGCGUCAUAAAACUCGCAACCACCGCCGCGGUUGCCAUCAAUCCAGCCGACAUUAGUCGCUGUUCGAGCCGCAGCAGUAACGGUUUAACCAUGGCUGAUACCAACAUCAGCAACGACGAGUACAACGAAACGAGCGCCACCUUAGAAGCCGCAACAACAAUGACAGCGAUCAAGCGUGAAAUCAUUAGCAGCGACGACGGACGCAACGACUGAUUAAUGCUCUCCAUGGCGUGGCACUACGCAACCGAUACCUGUUACGAUUCGUUGUUUUGGGGCCGUUGACUGUUGUCCGUUAUGCGUGCCAUUUUACGACGCUUACAAUAAGGCUGUCAACAUAACUGCAGUGCGCAAGUUGCGGCUAAAAUUUUGUAAGAACGCAUGCGUAUUUGAUAUCUAUAUAUAUGUAUAUAGUAUAUAUGUGCAACGGUGAAAUAGGCGUAUCAGCGUGGGGGGCGGCACUAAAACUAGCUUUAAUUGAGUGCUCUAAUGUUGUUGAUUUUAUAGCGUCUCAGUGGCAGCCUUAAGCGCCGCAUAGUAAUUAAUGUAGACUAGACAAGCCGGUGUCGCAGUCGGUCUACUCAGUGAACUCAGUGAAUAUAUGUAUUAAAUAUUACUUGUUAUUGUUGUAAAUUCUUUAAAUGUGACAAUUCGCACUAAUUGUAUACAACAUUAAUAUUGGUUUAAUUAACAAAAAAUAAUAAUAAUAUGCAAAAUAAUUUUCCUUGAUAUGCGCUUGUUUUGCUACGAAAAACGGUAGUCUGUGAAAGGAGGAAGGAGCAACAAGCGGCAGUUACUGUUGUCAGAAUCACCCUGUGCCUAAAUGUAGAGUGAAAUACUACAAAUAAGUUAAAUUUAGUAAUAAAAAAAAAGAAAGCUAUGAAAUUAGUUGUAACAAAUAGUUAGCUAAGAGAGUCCAUACAUGUAUCUACUAUAGUUGAUAAAUAAACCCACAGUUAAACGCAGCAAUUUGUAUGUGGAUCACAAUGAUCACACUAUGCUAGCUCACAGCUGUGCGGUGGGUGUAUUUGUAGACAAAAAAACAUAAAAACAAAAACAAAAAUAACUGUCCAAACACAAGACUGAUGGGAUGGAAUGCAGAACUGAUAAACGAGUGCAUUAGAAAGCAACAAAAUAUUCAGAUGACAUAUGUGAAAGUGCAAAGGGCAACUCAAGAGUGCUGAAUUUUGUCCUAAAAAUGUUCAGUGAGAGCAACAACAAACAAUGCAUUUGAGAAAAUUUCAAAAUUAAAGGCCAUCAAUUAACUUUAGAAGCUACUAAUUGUCAUAUAACUUUUUUUAGAAUGUAAUGAGUAUGUCACAAAAAAAAAAAUUUAGAAAAGAACAACAACAAAAAAUG
This is a messenger RNA of Zeugodacus cucurbitae (melon fly), 4209 nucleotides long. It is a transcript of the gene rib, whose product is annotated as broad-complex core protein. Gene Ontology annotation, biological process: regulation of transcription by RNA polymerase II. Bases 613 to 3066 code for a protein of 817 amino acids. Gene Ontology annotation, molecular function: protein binding; DNA binding. The record is from RefSeq and is a predicted model, not a curated record. The transcript is spliced from 3 exons. Gene Ontology annotation, cellular component: nucleus. Lineage: Eukaryota; Metazoa; Arthropoda; Insecta; Diptera; Tephritidae.